Molecule: messenger RNA, 2525 nt
Organism: Hemibagrus wyckioides
Lineage: Eukaryota; Metazoa; Chordata; Actinopteri; Siluriformes; Bagridae
Gene: saxo6
Product: Mdm1 nuclear protein
Exons: 15
Coding region: 121-2262 (713 amino acids)
Biological process (GO): negative regulation of centriole replication
Molecular function (GO): microtubule binding
Source: RefSeq, a predicted model, not a curated record
CUAACUGUAACCCAAGUCUCUCGCGCCUCGCCCAGAUAGACAGCGUGUACUCCACCAGAUUUAUGAACACAACGCCUGCUUUGCUUUAAGCUUGAAAAAGAAGUCCUCAUCAGAGUUAAAAUGACUGUCCAUUUCAAGGGCAUCAGCAGGCAUCAGAGUAAACACAAGGCGAGGCGAGUGAGAGGCGCGUCACCACAGAGAGCAAUGCGAUUGGCUGGACUGCGCUCUGACCAGCUGGGAAUUCACAAAGAACCCCAGUUUCAAUCCAAGAAGAGAGCCCCCUUGAACCCACCUCAAGUAUCCACAUCCCUCCAGUGGGGAGCUCCAGGUGUUUUAGCCAGGAGGCAGAUUACAACUCGGCCCACUUCCCCUCCAGCCGAGGUCUCUAUAGAACAAGCAGGCAGCGUAGAGAAUGUAGAAACACCUCUAGCCCCAAGAACAGCCAAACCAACAAGAGCCUCAAAAACAACUCCGGUCCAGAAAGUAAGUUCAUCUGGUCAUCUGACCAAAGCCUCUGCUGACCAGGAGACACAAAAACAGCCAGCAGAUGGGGUUAACCAUGUACUGAGGAAGAAGGCAGGCCUAAAGUCAGAGUGCCAGAGGAAUGGCCGUCAGAACUCAGAGUAUCAGAGACAGUUUCAUUGGAAAAAUCCAGCAGCUGAAUCACCUCUUCUCACUGCCCAAGAGAUAUUGUACUCCAGCAACAGGUCAAUCCCACCUUUUAAGUCAAAUCCAGUAGUAAUGGAGACUGAAUACAAUAGAAGCUUUAAAGGAUCCCCUCCACCCAGAGGCCCACGCUUACGAAGAGACAUAGAACUAAAUGAAGUUUUACCUCUCAAAAUGGAGAAUAUGUCCCCAGAGCAGAAUAAGAAGAAGAAAGAACGGCAUCAGCGCCUCAGCAGGAAGUCAAGCCCCAAAGAGAAAACUCAUCAUUCAGAGCCACAGCCUUUAGGGCAGAAACCGGAGACACCACAAGCCCAGAAAUCGGUUUCACCCAAAGUGGUGAGGAAGUUGAAGACUGAAUAUAGCUCAAACUUCCGCUCUCCCCUUCAAUACAGCUACAGAGAUGGUGCCUGGGUCAGGGUCAGGACUGUAGGAGAGGAGGGUCACGAAUGGUAUCACGAGGUGCGUGAGUUGCGUGAGAAAGCAGAAGCAUAUAGAAAGAGGGCCUGGGGAACUCACUUCUCCCGACAGCACCUGAGCCAGAUCCUGUCAGAGCAGAACUGCUUAUGGGAAGCAUCUAGUGGUUCUUCUCCCUCCACACUCACUGAUGAUGACAUUCAUUCCACCAGCAGUCCCAUCAUCGAGGCCCUGGACCUGGCCAGUGUCAGGGAGAGCUGUAGCCCCAGCGCUUCCGUGUCCUUGGUCGCAAGUAGGAAAAUCUCUGGCAAAGAGGAAGAGCUUCCCAGCAGCCCCACCCUUCCUGGACAGAGGAGAAAGGCAUGGGAUGAGGAAGUAAAUCCUUGUGAGAGGGGCAUGGCUGAGAUAAAGCAGCGGAGGAAAGAGCAGCCAGAGGAGAUCAGUGGGGAAGGAAAUAGAAAUGGGCGUUCAGAAGACAACAAGGAAGAGGACAUUGGGGCAGAAACUGAGCACCCUCCAGAUGCAGAAGAGUCAGGAAACUCCAGUGAUGAUGGCAGGGUACCUACUCCCAGACUUAAAAUAAUGCCGGCUACACAGAGGACUCAUCAUGAUCGCACCACCCCUGCGACUGGUGGUGCUAUACUGGUCUCCCCUCCAAAGAUUAAGUAUACCAAGACGUUCAGGAGUAGUGAACCACCACUUGGGAAAACUCAUUCACCUUACAGACACCUCACUUGUGUCUCAGUGCCAGAAAAACCCAGCAAGACUGAAGGUGUGAGUUUGUCUCGUCCUCCUCUGGCGGCAGGGAUGGCAACCGUAGACCCACUUCCCUUAAGAGAAGACAUAUGGACUGAGGACUCUCCUGAACACUCACCUGAUCCGAAACCAGCCAGAAAAACAACUCACAAAAAAGCAAGCAGCGCUUGGUUCAUAGACAAUACCCCAUCACAUGCCAACAGAAUCCAAGGCACACUGAGGAACCCAGAGUUUCAGCAUAAUGGUGACCUGGGAGUACAUCGGCCAGACAGGAUUACUUUCCCUUCCAGUGACUGUCUAUCUGACAACGAUUUGGAUGACAGGAUGUCCCAGAUCUCAUUCCAGUCAGCAGCUUCCUGCUCCAUGGCAUCCCAGGUUCUGGACCGGGCGCAGAAGAGGAGAGAGGACUUCUGGGGAAAGAGUUAAUAUCAUCUUGGUGCUCAUACUGCUGCAAAAAUCACAGUCAUCUACUUACAGGCCUAUGCUAAUGUAUAAUGUAAAGUUCAGGGAAAUAAGUUAUAGAUUUGCCAUGUUUUUUAUUUGUCUUAAAGUAUAUUUUGAUACUUACAAUAUAGAAUAGCCAUGAGCAAGGGUUUUAAUGAUGUAAAUAAUACAAUAAUGAUCUUUUAGGGUUUUUAAAAAUGUGAUUCAAAUAAAAAAAAUGAUAUUGAUGGGUACAUUUUAUAUUA